AUGGCCUUCGACAACGCCGUCCUCGUCUUCACCCACUACGUCGGGUUCCGAUGGUCCUUCCUGUACCCGUUCGACGGGGACGCUUCGUUCGUCGUUAUCUAUGUUCAGCUGGUUCGUCUUGUGGAAUUUGAGGUGCCAGAUGACAAGUGUGCUUGCGAGGAUGGAUACUUCAACCCAAAUCCCAAAUCAGUCGACAAAUGUUACAGCUGUAUUCUGUACGAGGUCUUCACCCCGGACUAUUACAACGAACCGCCAUACGACAGCAUUGUCAACGGUAACAAUCACUACGCCCAUGUGCCGUGUGACACUGGGCAGUACAGAACCGGAAGUGGUACAAGGUGGUCAGUAGAUGUAGGCGCGAACCGAAGGAUCCAGCCUGGUUACGGGCCUGGGGUAUGCGUCUCCUGCCCGACCUGCCCAACCGCGUUCCCGUACCCGGUCGAGUACCGGUCAGGCUGCUCGGGGAUUGACGCCGGGACCUGCCAGCCCUGCACCACAUGCACACUGUACGACCCCGAGAAGCAAUCGUCCCAGUACCCGCCGGCUGCGGCCAGCUAG
Molecule: messenger RNA, 558 nt
Organism: Guillardia theta CCMP2712
Lineage: Eukaryota; Cryptophyceae; Pyrenomonadales; Geminigeraceae
Exons: 2
Coding region: 1-558 (185 amino acids)
Source: RefSeq, a predicted model, not a curated record